Molecule: messenger RNA, 7089 nt
Organism: Coregonus sp. 'balchen'
Lineage: Eukaryota; Metazoa; Chordata; Actinopteri; Salmoniformes; Salmonidae
Source: the annotation of a GenBank genome assembly
AUGACCACAGAGCUGGUGGUCUCCAUGGCUAUGCUCCUGUCAGAAAACAACAGGUCUUUCCUUCCCACCGCCAAGACUCCUCUCCACAACACCACAGAAUGGAUCCUGGUCCACAGCAUCGUCCCUCCCUACAUCUUCACCCUGUGUGUGACGGGGCUGCUGGGUAAUGGCUUUGUCCUGCUGGUCUUCCUUCUUCAGAGGGAGCAGUGCACCGUCCCAGAGAUCUACCUGGGAAAUCUGGCCCUGGCUGACCUGCUCCUCCUGGCUUGCCUGCCCUUCUGGGCCAUGAACAUCCUCAAUGACUACAACUGGCCUUAUGGAGACUUCCUGUGCCAUGUAGUCAAUCUGUCUAUCAUUGUCAACUUCUACACCAGCAUCUUCCUGUUGGUGAUGGUGAGCGUGGACCGCUACUUAGCGUUGGUGAGGACCUUGAGGGCCAGGUGGCUGAGGAAGAAGCGCUACGCGCGGGUGGUCUGCCUCAUACUGUGGCUGUUUGGGCUGCUGAUAGGGGGUCUAGCUUCGCUUCACAGAAAGGUGACGUUCGUUGAGGAAUAUCAGACAAUGGCGUGUAUUCUGGAGUAUCCUGACCGCUCUGGGGAGUCUUGGAAGCUGGCCCACAACCUCCUGUUGAACAUAGUGGGCUUUGUUCUACCUGUUGUGGUGAUUUUUUCCUGUAGUUGUAACAUCAUCAGAGCCCUGAGGAAGAGGGGGAAGAGUGUUUAUAUAGAGGGUGGAAACGACAGGAAGGCCACGGUCCUCGUUUACGCCGUGACGCUGCUGUUUUUUGUAUGUUGGAGUCCCUUCCAACUCUUCACCUUACUCGAUAUACUGUGUGAUGCAGAGGUCUUGGAUGAGACGUGGCAUUAUACCCUGGACAUUGGUACCCAGUUUUCAACCUACCUAGCAAUUCUGAACAGUAGCCUAAACCCUGUGUUGUAUGUAUUUUCUGGUCAGUAUUUUAGGACGAAAGUUAGCACCAUCUACAGGAGAAUGAAGAAUCGCAGGAGAUCUGAAACGAUGGCAUUUCAGCUUUCAAUUGUAUCAACCUACCUCCACAGGACUGAUCAAAUCAAACCUGUUGUGAUAUAGGCAUGAGUUCCUGCAUUUUCCUGCACAUUUGUUUGAUAUCAUGUAGUUAUUGCACACUAAAUGGCAUUUUCAAUGUUGAAUAACACAAUGUAGCCACAUUAAAUGUGUGCAAUCUUGAACUACAUUAUUGAGGUCUAACAGGUUUAGAUUGUGUAGGAGAUAUGUUUGUAGGCACGGAAAUUAUCGCCUCAAAAGUGAGAUAAUGGCGAUAGUUUAUGAAGCAUAAUUUGUAUACUCACAAUGUCACCUGUCACAAUGUCACUUUUAAUGCUAAAUUGAACUUUUACGGACCUUUCUCUGAGAAAAGCAACAUAGAUUGUAUGUUCUAGCAGUGAAGAUCAUGGGGUGAUAGAUUUGAAAUGUUUCCUGUGUGUGUUUGUGUGUGUGUGUGUAUGUUACACCAUUCUAAAUAGCCCCAAAACCUUGUCUUGUCACAAUAAAUUGUGACUUUUAAAUGCCAAACACCUCUAUGUGAAUGCCUAAACAUUGUAUGACAUUUCUCUCGCCAGUACCCACAUUUGCUGUACUUCUGCUGUACCUCUACCAUUCUUCUUUUCAAUAAAGUUAUUUAAUGCAUAUGAGCAAAUUCCUCCUGUGUGACAUUGGAGAGAAUACUAUGUGUAUCUUGACACAAAUAUCAAUGAUUCCCAAGACACCUAUAGGAAGUAAAUUCAUAGUAAUUUAAUGAUAAUAUCACAAGACCACAGUGAGGAGAGGUGUCUGCCUAGAUGUGCUAUUUUGCUCUCCAGACUGAUUCUGGUGGCUCAUGUUUGUAUAUAUAGUUUGUUAACUUGAGUGUAUGACCACCCACAUUCUAUAACUAUUUGCAUGUGUAGGUAUAGGAGUCCAUUUUGAGAUGGCAAGUUGUUGUUAAGGUUAGGGUUAGGGUAAGGGUUAAGUUUAGGGUUAGGAUCAGUGUUAAGGUUAGGGCUAGGAUUAGUGUUAGUAGAUAGUUAGUUGAAAUGUUACUGAUAGUCCAUCUGUAGAUGCUCUACAGACUAUCAAAAUAAGAUGUUACCCAAAAGUCACCUCUUGAAAAACAACUCCCCUCUUUUGUGUGCUUUAAACAUAUAUCCAAGAUGGCGUAGCAGUGCGGUCGUGUUCUUUGUUGUGUGUCUGUGUAAAUAGCCUGUUUUUUUGUAUAUUUUUUGUAUUUUUCGUACAUAUUUCCCUAUCACACUUUUCAUCCUUCUACAAAAUAUACUUUCCUGCAACCUGCCUCACUCAAUGUGGAACAGACUCUAUUAUUGACUUACCUUUUCUCUAGAAUCUCCAGUUGAAACUAGCUAGCCAGCUAACUAGCUACUUGCUAUUAGCCACCGUUAGCGGUUUUCACCCAGAACAUCUGAUUUUUCUGCCGAAAUAACUGAAUCACUGGACAUUAACACCGGAUCGCAACUAGCUAGCCGCAACCGAAUGGAUGUUGCUGUUUGGCUAAUCACCACUGCCCCCGAAGCAAGCACCAGUUAGCCUCGAGCUAGCCCCAUAUCCCGGCUAUCUACCUCUCUGUCUACCGGAAGGGAGUAGCCAGCUAACUAGCUACUUGCUAUUAGCCACCGUUAGCGGUUUUUCACCAUUGCCCGUGGCCUGCACUACCUACCAUCCAGCUCUAGCCUGGACUAUUAUCGGCCAGUCUGCACUGUCUGCACAGCGCGUUAUCGACCCAGAACAUAUCAGUUUUUUUGCCGGAAUCACUGAAUCACUGGACCUUUAACACCAGAUCAUCGCAGCUAGCUAGCUGCAACCAAAUGGACGUUGUUGUUGGCUAAUCAGCCUUGAGCUAGCCUAGAGCCAGGCCCAUCUCCCGGCUAUCUACCUCUCUGUCAACCGGAUGGGACCUCCUAGUGUUGACACGGAGCCCCGCCAAUCCAACACGACUGGUCUGCCGAAGAAAUCGUCUGAUGUGGUUACAACAGGCUUCCCGUAACAACGUCGAUCACGAAGAUCCAUCUGCUAGCCCUGGCCCGCUAGCACACGCUAGCCGUGGCCUCUUGCUUGCCAGUGCUAUAGCAACCCCCGAACUACCUCCGAACUCUCCUAUUGCUGUUCACCGGACCUUAUGAUAACUCAGCUACACAGCUGAUGCCUGCUGGACUGUUCCUUUUUACGGUACCGCAUCCUGUUUAUGUUUAGCCUCAGCCCAAACUUUGUCGCCAUUACCAGCUGUUGUCUUAGCUCUCUCGAAUAACACCUGUGAUUGCAUUAUGCCUCUCUCCCAUGUCAAUAUGCCUUGCUUAUUGCUGUUUCGGUUAUUUCUUAUUGUAUUAUUUCACUGUAGAUCCCCCAGCCCAGCUCAACCUGCCUUAGAUAGCUCCUUUGUCUCACCCCCCAUACAUGCGGAGACCGACUCAAUCGGUGCCUCCAGUGAUGCUAUCUCUUUCAUCGUUACCCAACGCUUAGGUUUACCUCCACUGUACUCAUAUCCUUCCAUAUCCUUGUCUGUACAUAAUGCCCUGAAUCUAUUUUUUCUCUGUACCCAACGCACUAGAAGACCAGUACUUAAAGCCUUUAGCCGUAUCCUUAUUCUACUCCUCCUCUGUUCCUCUGGUGAUGUAGAGGUUAACCCAGGCCCUGUAGCCCCCAGUAUCACUCCUACUCCCCAGGCGUUAUCAUUUGUUGACUUCUGUAACCGUAAAAGCCUUGGUUUCUUGCACAUUAACAUUCGAAGCCUCCUCCCUAAAUUUGAGUUAUUCACUGCGUUAGCACACUCCGCCAACCCUGAUGUUCCAGCAGUGUCUGAAUCCUGGUUUAGGAAGGCCACCAAAAAUUCCGACAUUUCCAUCCCCAACUACAACAUUUUCCAACUCGAUAGAACUGCCAAAGGGGGUGGGGUUGCAAUCUACUGUAGAGAUAGCCUGCAGAGCUCUAUCGUACUAUCCAGGUCUGUUCCCAAACAGUUUGAGCUUCUACUUCUAAAAAUCCACCUUUCCAGAAAUAAGUCUCUCACGGCUGCCGCUUGCUACAGACCCCCCUCAGCCCCGAGCUGUGCCCUGGACACCAUAUGUGGACUGAUUGCCCCCCAUCUAUCCUCAGAGUUCGUACUGCUUGGUGACCUAAACUGGGAUAUGCUUAACAUCCCGGCCAACCUACAAUCUAAACUAGAUGUCCUCAAUCUCACACAAAUUAUCAAUGAACCUACCAGGUACAACCCUAAAUCUGUAAACAUGGGCACCCUCAUAGAUAUCAUCCUGACAAAUGUACCCUCUAAAUACACCUCCGCUGUCUUCAACCAGGAUCUCAGCGAUCACUGCCUUAUUGCCUGCGUCCGUAAUGGGUCUGCGGUCAAACGAACACCCCUCAUCACUGUCAAACGCUCCCUAAAACCCUUUAGCGAGCAGGCCUUUCUAAUUGACCUGGCCCGGGUAUCCUGGAUGGAUAUUGACCUCAUUCCAUCAAUAGAGGAUGCCUGGUUGUUCUUUAAAAGUGCUUUCCUCUCCAUCUUAAAUAAGCAUGCCCCAUUCAAAAAAUUCAGAACUAAGAACAGAUAUAGCCCCUGGUUCUCCUCAGACUUGACUGCCCUUGACCAGCACAAAAAUAUCCUGUGGCGUACUGCAUUAGCAUCGAACGGCCCCCGCGAAAUGCAACUUUUCAGGGAAGUCAGGAACCAAUAUACACAAUCAGUUAGGAAAGCAAAGGCUAGCUUUUUCAAACAGAAAUUUGCAUCCUGUAGCACUAACUCCAAAAAGUUUUGGGACACUGUAAAGUCCAUGGAAAAUAAGAGCAGCUCCUCCCAACAGCCCACUGCACUGAGGCUAGGAAACACUGUCACCACCGAUAAAUCUACAAUAAUUGCGAAUUUCAACAAGCUUUUUGCUACGGCUGGCCAUGCAUUCCACCUGGCUACCACUACCCCGGCUGCGUUGUGGUGUGUUGAACUGUCUAUCCACAUCUAUCUUCUUCACCAAACAGGGGCGCUGCAGGACUUCUUCUCCAGGCGGCUGUGUAAGGAGGGUAUGCCCAUGGCCCAGGCGGACGCACACGUUGCUCUGACCCGGGUGGCUCUGGGGUUCCUGCUCCCCCUCCUCAUCAUGAUCUUCUGCUUCCAUCAGAUUGUUUUAGCGCUCCGCGACAAUGCCUCCUUGCUGGCCUGGGAGAGGAGGAAAGUCAGCCUCCUGUUGCUGGUCCUCCUGGUGACAUACAGUGGGGAAAAAAAGUAUUUAGUCAGCCACCAAUUGUGCAAGUUCUUCCACUUAAAAAGAUGAGAGAGGCCUGUCAUUUUCAUCAUAGGUACACGUCAACUAUGACAGACAAAAUGAGGAAAAAAAAUCCAGAAAAUCACAUUGUAGGAUUUAUAAUUAAUGUAUUUGCAAAUUAUGGUAGAAAAUAAGUAUUUGGUCAAUAACAAAAGUUUCUCAAUACUUUGUUAUAUACCCUUUGUUGGCAAUGACACAGGUCAAACGUUUUCUGUAAGUCUUCACAAGGUUUUCACACACUGUUGCUGGUAUUUUGGCCCAUUCCUCCAUGCAGAUCUCCUCUAGAGCAGUGAUGUUUUGGGGCUGUCGCUGGGCAACACAGACUUUCAACUCCCUCCAAAGAUUUUCUAUGGGGUUGAGAUCUGGAGACUGGCUAGGCCACUCCAGGACCUUGAAAUGCUUCUUACGAAGUCACUCCUUCGUUGCCCGGGCGGUGUGUUUGGGAUCAUUGUCAUGCUGAAAGACCCAGCCACGUUUCAUCUUCAAUGCCCUUGCUGAUGGAAGGAGGUUUUCACUCAAAAUCUCACGAUACAUGGCCCCAUUCAUUCUUUCCUUUACACGGAUCAGUCGUCCUGGUCCCUUUGCAGAAAAACAGCCCCAAAGAAUGAUGUUUCCACCCCCAUGCUUCACAGUAGGUAUGGUGUUCUUUGGAUGCAACUCAGCAUUCUUUGUCCUCCAAACACGACGAGUUGAGUUUUUACCAAAAAUAUCUAUUUUGGUUUCAUCUGACCAUAUGACAUUCUCCCAAUCCUCUUCUGGAUCAUCCAAAUGCACUCUAGCAAACUUCAGAUGGGCCUGGACAUGUACUGGCUUAAGCAGGGGGACACGUCUGCACUGCAGGAUUUGAGUCCCUGGCGGCGUAGUGUGUUACUGAUGGUAGGCUUUGUUACUUUGGUCCCAGCUCUCUGCAGGUCAUUCACUAGGUACCCCGUGUGGUUCUGGGAUUUUUGCUCACCGUUCUUGUCAUCAUUUUGACCCCACGGGGUGAGAUCUUGCGUGGAGCCCCAGAUCGAGGGAGAUUAUCAGUGGUCUUGUAUGUCUUCCAUUUCCUAGUAAUUGCUCCCACAGUUGAUUUCUUCAAACCAAGCUGCUUACCUAUUGCAGAUUCAGUCUUCCCAGCCUGGUGCAGGUCUACAAUUUUGUUUCUGGUGUCCUUUGACAGCUCUUUGGUCUUGGCCAUAGUGGAGUUUGGAGUGUGACUGUUUGAGGUUGUGGAGAGGUGUAUUUUAUACUGAUAACAAGUUCAAACAGGUGCCAUUAAUACAGGUAACGAGUGGAGGACAGAGGAGCCUCUUAAAGAAUAAGUUACAGGUCUGUGAGAGCCAGACAUCUUGCUUGUUUGUAGGUGACCAAAUACUUAUUUUCCACCAUAAUUUGCAAAUAAAUUCAUUAAAAAUCCUACAAUGUGAUUUUCUGGAUUUUUUUUCCUCAAUUUGUCUGUCAUAGUUGACGUGUACCUAUGAUGAAAAUUACAGGCCUCUCUCAUCUUUUUAAGUGGGAGAACUUGCACAAUUGGUGGCUGACUAAAUACUUUUUUCCCCCACUGUAUGUGGUGGCCUUCGCCCCCUUCCAGGCCGUUAUGUUCCUCAGAGGGGUGCUGGAGCCAGGGGACUGUAGCAUAGCCGUGAAGCUCAGGGACCCAUACAUGGUGCUGGUUGCCUGGACGACCUUCAACAGCAUGCUGGACCUUAUUUUCUACUGUCUCAUCAGUCAGAGUGCCAAGAAUGAGAUGACUAAAGUGCUGCAAAGAUGCAAUAGAACGAUCAGUUGGUUAAAGAAGCGCAAAAACAUUUACACAAUUGCAUAA